AUGGCUACAGCUGUAUUUACUCUCUUCCCGAAUCUUCCCCCAGAGCUCCGCAACCAAAUAUGGCGAGACACUCUACCUGACAAAGUCAGGCAAGCUUUAUACUUCUACAAACGGGGCUGCUGGCGGACUCGACGCCUAACAGAAGACGACGAGGACUAUAGCCAUGAUAACGACCAGCUUAAUAUAUGUCACGAAUUCCGCCACGAUUUAUUAGACCCUAUGAAAUUUGAGGUGCCGCUUCUCUUUGUUAACUCUGAAGCCCGUGGUGUCGCCUUAACCUGGAUGCAAGGGCAAGGUCUCAAGAUACGCUUCUGCGAAGACAGACAAAACCCUAUUGUUAUACGCUCAUUUGACCCGGAUCAUGAUACAUUAUAUAUUUCGCUCAAAACUUGGGACGACUUCUCCAACGAGCCUUAUGAUAUAGUAUUUCCACCGGACCACGGUAGCGGGUAUUAUAACUGUGCCCCUCCGGCCUUUACACGCAUCGCCGUGCCCGAGGCAUUUUUCCAGCAUGAUAUCCCCCUAUCGGAUCUUUUUCACUUCUACUGCAGUCUCGAAAAGGUCUUCAUAAUUCCCGAUGCGCAGUCGGAUAUACAGUCUGAGAUGAAUGACCUAAAGAUGCAGCGGCGGUGGGAGCUUCAGAGCACUCAGGGACCGAUGCUAUUCUGGAAUAACGACCGUGAUUGCUUUGAGUGGAAGCAUAAUGCAGGUGACAGCAACAACGCCAUGAAUUCAGUGAUAGAGAAGGCCUGUGAUGGGCUAGACGAAGCGCUUGAAUUUUACGAGAUGAAAAGCUUUGAGGUCCGGGCUGUUUAUGCCGUCAGAAAAUGA
Aspergillus oryzae RIB40 is the source of this 831-nucleotide messenger RNA. RefSeq names its product 2EXR domain-containing protein. Lineage: Eukaryota; Fungi; Ascomycota; Eurotiomycetes; Eurotiales; Aspergillaceae. The record is from RefSeq and is a predicted model, not a curated record. The transcript has a single exon. Bases 1 to 831 code for a protein of 276 amino acids.